Molecule: messenger RNA, 3099 nt
Organism: Nylanderia fulva
Lineage: Eukaryota; Metazoa; Arthropoda; Insecta; Hymenoptera; Formicidae
Product: scoloptoxin SSD14
Biological process (GO): glutathione catabolic process
Cellular component (GO): plasma membrane
Molecular function (GO): glutathione gamma-glutamate hydrolase
Source: RefSeq, a predicted model, not a curated record
UACCUGCUCAGCUGAUACAAUCUUCCGUUCUGGAGCAUCCCCGCAGGCCUCUGCUUUGUUCGAGAAACGUAUUGCAAGUGCAGCAUGUCUUCCGACGAUUCAUCGUCGAGUGUAAACAUUUUCUUCUGACAGUUCAAGAUAUAGAGAUCAAUGAGCUGCUUUAUUAUCGUUCAUUACGCGCGAACAAAGUCUAUCAAUGCGUUUGCGAUAGUCGGCCGAAUCGCGGCGAGUGUAUUUACGUGUGUGUGAGUGCACUUUUGCAUCGGGGAAUUCAACAUGCUGUCAUUUAUUAUGACGCUAAAACCGGUGUUAUGCAUUUCCGGAAUGACAUAAUUGACACCGCCGAAUAUGGCGCGGAAUUUCUCUCCCACGCGUGUCAGAAGUCGAACGAAGCGGUACCAGAAGAAGUACGGUCGUCGUAGAUGGUGAGAAACGGAGGGCAUGUCUUCCAAAGAAGAAUCAUGAGAGCUUCCUCGCCCUCCUCAUCCUCCAACACGAGUUCCGGUUCCGACGAUGGGCGCCGGUGCAUCGGAAGCAACCGGUCCCUCGAUUCGGAGGACGUCGGAACCGCUUGGCUUCUCGGUUCAACCCGUCUCUCGCGCGAGAGCUCGAGAAUCCUCGAGAGAUUCAAGAUAGACAAAUCACGACGUCGUGCGAGAUCGUGCGCGAUCGUAAUAAUCGGCUGCGUCGUAGUUGCAUUCGUCGUGAUCGGUGUCGGGGUUUAUGGCAUCUCGCAGAGAGAUGAAUCUCUCAUACCGCCCGAUCCGGAAAGCGUGCAGCCACCGUCUUGGAGCAAGUUGCGAAGUUUUAAACGCGGCGCCGUCUGCGCUGACGGAGCACCAUGUGCAGUUAUCGGCAAGAUCUCUUUCAGAUCGAUCUUGGAACGGAGUGGAUCUGCGAUGGAUGCUGCGCUUUCGGCGCUGAUAUGCAACGGGCUCGUAAACAUGCAAAGUCUAGGAUUUGGCGGUGGAUUUAUGAUGACCAUCUAUCAAAGAUCCACCCGUCGAUCUUUCGUCCUUAAUGCCAGGGAUCGCGCACCCUUGGCAGCGAAUUCUACGAUGUACAACGACAAGCCCAUGAAUGCGUCUUUUCGCGGCGCACUAGCAGUUUCCGUUCCCGGUGAACUGGCUGGUUAUUGGGAGGCUCAUCAACGAUUCGGUAAAUUGCCUUGGGCGGAUUUGUUUAAACCGAGUAUUGAACUCUGCGAGAAGGGCUAUACUUUGACACAAGCACAAUACGACGGUCUUUUGUAUAAUAAAAUAAGCGUUUAUAACGAUCCAACUCUGAGGGAAUUGUUUGUCGAUCCUGCAACUGACAAAUUUCGUAAAGUAGGAUCUGUCAUUAAACCCCGCACACUUUGCGAAACGCUGCGAAUCAUUGCUGAGAAAAAUGCGACCGAAUUUUAUAACGGCACGCUCGGACAAUAUCUCGUUGACGAUUUGCGCGAACAAGGAGGAAUCAUAACGAUGAAAGACCUUAACGAAUACAGAGUUUCAUGGGAUCAACCGAUACAGACGAAUCUCUCAGGUGGCAUAAAACUCUUUACCACAGGACUACCCGGUAGCGGACCUGUUCUCUCAUUUAUUCUUAACGUCCUCGACGAUUAUGGUUUCACUCCAGCCAGCAUAGCCGAUUUUAAUUCGACGAUUCUUACAUAUCAUAGAAUGAUAGAGACCUUCAAGUACGCGUACGCGCUAAGGACGGAUCUGGGUGACGGGGCUUUCGUCGAUAUGAGCGAAAUAACCAGAAACCUGACGUCGAACAGUUUUGCACGCGCGAUACGAAAGAGAAUAACUGACGAGAAAACGUGGCAGGAUCCGCGACACUAUGGUUCUUCCAUCCAUGCUGGUGCUGAAGAUCAUGGUACCGCUCACGUGUCGGUGCUGGGGCCAGAUGGUGAUGCUGUGUCGGUUACCAGCACUAUUAACUAUUAUUUUGGAAGCGGAAUAGUCAGUAGGAGAACCGGCAUUGUGCUGAAUAACGCCAUGGACGACUUUGGUAUUCCGUCGAAGAUCAGUUAUUUCGGUAUACCGCCCAGUCCCAACAAUUACAUCGCACCCAAGAAGCAACCAUUGUCUUCGAUGGUGCCUUCUGUUCUCAUCGAUCGAAAUGGCGAUGUCAAGAUGGUCGUGGGCGCAGCUGGUGGUACAAGAAUCACAACUGCGGUGUCUCAAGUGACUGCGAAGAUCCUUUGGAUGAAACAGACGGUCAAGGAGGCCGUGGACUCGGCGAGAGUACAUCAUCAGCUGUAUCCAUCAAAGACAGCCUAUGAAUACGGGGUUCCCAAGCAGGUGAUCGAUGGCCUGAAGCGUCUAGGACAUGUCACGAAACGUUACAGGGAACGCGGCAGCGUAGUUUGCGUCAUCCUGUACGAAAAUUCCACGAUCUUCGCGAACGCGGAUUAUCGCAAAGGCGGUGAUGUUUACGGAGUCGAUUGAUAUUUACGUGUCAUCUUCAUCGGUAUUUAGUUAUGUUUUCUACCAGUGCAAAAUUCCUCGCAAACCGGCUUUGUUUUGACGAUCGUUUCCUCGUGAUCAUUGUGAUGUAAGCAAUGUGAUCGAUCAGUAUUUGUUUAUUAAAUAUCUUCAUACCUUCCUCCUUCAUUAUUCGUCUCGGUUAUCGAUCACGUUCUUCCUUCCAAGUCAAUAUUCGUACUUUUUCGAAUUUCUACCAUAUUUCUUCGAACUAUGAUUGUGAUAUUUGGAUAUGCAAGACGCGGGCGUGACAAUGUAAAUGCACAGAGAUUAACGAGUUUUAUUAAAUUUUGGCGUCGCACGCCAAUAUAUAUAUACACACACAUUUUUAAAAUAUAUACAUGUAUAUAUUUUUUUGUAUAUUUCGUGUUUCUAGCAUAUAGCACGGCUAUACAAUCCGCUCCGCGAGACGUGAUGCUUAUUAAGCACUUCUAGCGCUUUUUAUAGAUGUAAAGCCUUGACGUCAGAGCACUGCCGCGAUUUACUUCCUAUUUUAAAUUAUUCCGUAUCAUCCGCACGAUGAGGUGUUUCACCUUCACGAUUGCACAUCUCACAAGUUAAUCUCUCACUGCGUAUGAAAUUUUUUAAUCAAUUUUUCUAUACUCUUAUCGAUUAUUUUUAUUGA